CUAUAUCAUUGAUACACAAUGAAACAUCAGUAAUAUAUAAUGUAGCUACUGUACACAUGCAGAACAAAUUCAGGUUUGGAUUUGCUUACUUUUACCCAACUAAAAAUGCUGUAUUUCUCCUGUUCUGUCUUAUACUAAAUGAGAUCUGAAGCAGAUUUAAAUAAUAAAGCAUAAGCUUUUUGAUUUGAUAGCUCAUACUUCACUCAUCUUGCAGUCAGUUUUAACAUCAAAAUGACAUGCAAUUUUGUAAUUCAAUGCUUUAAUAUCAUCUCUGAAACUGAAGAUUAAAAUAAAUGUAUAGUCAAAAUCAGUUUUUUGCAGACAUCUGAAGAUAAUGAGUGCUAUAGAUAAAUUAACAAUGUAAAUGUGUGCUAAGUCCCAAUAGGUCCCUGUGAAAAAUUUAACUAUUUAAUCACUGCUUAUUUGAUUUUGUGUGUUUACAACAUGCAGUUUUUGCCAGUUCUGGUUUGUUUUCUCAACAAGAGAUCACUAAAUGCAGUCUCUACUGAUUCCUGUAGUAUGUUUUAUUGCUUGUGAAAUUGCUCUUCUGUAUUUCAAGAGGUAAUACAGAAAAUAGCAUCCACAAUUAAAUAGACAUUACCAAAUCAUGCUGUUUAUGUUGGAAUUUCUGUUUUUGUUUUGGUCAUUGCCCAUAUAGUCUAUCAACUGCUGUCAGCAUGUCAACAUUGCACACUGCACCUAAGGGUUUAUGUACAAGAAAUGUCUUCUUUUUUGUUUUGUUUUUUGAAAGAAGCAAUAUUAUUAACUAUUUUGAUAGAAGAGACAAGCCCAAUGCAAGAAAUACAAGACAGCUUGACAGAAAAACUAAAUAUGGUCAGUCACUCAGACAUCUGCCAGUUUAAUGAAAUGGAUGCAAUCUAUUCAAAUUCUGAACUCGUAGGUUCAACAACUGCUUCAAUUAACAAAUGCUCCCGGUACAAAGGCCAGGAGACCCUCAAGAAAGAAGUGACUGUUCAUAAACGGAUUAAAGUUCUUCUGAUAGUUCUCAGUGUCUGUCUGGUCUUUGCUUUCGGAGGAGUUUGUACUCUGGCGAUACUUCUUACACAUGCUACAUACUUCAAUGUGUCUGUGUCUGAUCAGGACAACAAUGCCACAGAUUACAAAGCACAGAUUGAUGCGCUUCAUAACCAGCAUGAGGAGACGCUUAGAAAGCUGAACAGAUUAAAUUACAGCACAGGUUGUGCUCUUUGUGCCGUCCACUGGGUUCAUUCUGGAGGAAAGUGUUACUACUUCUCUACAGUCAACAUGAACUGGACACAGAGUCGAGAUCACUGUGUGACUUUAGGAGGACAUCUAGUGAUCAUAAACAGCAAAUCAGAACAGGAUUUUGUUACUUCUAAUGUUAAAGUAACCCAUUGGAUUGGUCUCAAUGAUUUGGACACUGAGGGUCACUGGGUUUGGGUGAACAACCAGCCAGUUAAUGAUUCAGUAGAAUUCUGGAUUAAACGAGAGAACGGAAUCAGAGAGCCUGAUAACUGGACUAAAGACCAUCCGGAUGGUGAGGACUGCGCUGGUCUGGGACAUCCUGGUGGAGAGACGGAUUUCUGGUCGGAUGCUUACUGUUUUCUAGAGAAAAGAUUUGUGUGUGAAGCUCCUGCAGCAGUUUAGUUCACCGCUCCUGAAUAGAUUUUGGCCGAUUGCUCACUUUUAUUUUUCAAUGGAACACAAAGACAUAUUUUGAAGAAUGAAUGUACUUACAGUCCCCCCCCCCCCCCCCCCCCGAAACCCAGUAUUACAGCAUCAGUAUUGUAAAUUUUUUACAACUUUUUGUUUUUUAUUUAGUUCAAUAUUUUGUCAUUGCAACAUUUUAGUGUCAUUUUCACUUGAAACUGCAAUUGGAUUGAUAUUGUAAACCUUUUAAAAAGUUUAAUGUUAUCCAGCCAGACACUAUUGUGACCAUCACGAUGUUUACUCAUUCUUUGACCACAUUCAACAAAGCUGAAUAUAUGCAAAUUCAUUUAUUAAUCCUAGGCACCUUAAAGAUAAUGUGUACCAAAAAUAUUUGUCAUAUCUUUAUGUUGACAUACUUUACUAGCCUUUUGUUAUGGAGCAUUUCUGCAGUCAUCAUCUUUUCAUGGUGCAAACAGGAAAUAAACUGCUCUGUGAAACUGUU
Molecule: messenger RNA, 2134 nt
Organism: Carassius gibelio (silver crucian carp)
Lineage: Eukaryota; Metazoa; Chordata; Actinopteri; Cypriniformes; Cyprinidae
Product: C-type lectin domain family 4 member E
Exons: 8
Coding region: 721-1629 (302 amino acids)
Source: RefSeq, a predicted model, not a curated record